AAGAUCUGUUGCAGACCGAAAUAGACAAUAUUAACUUUAUCUUUAUGUUUAAAACAUUUAUCGGUCGAAUAAUUAACUUACUGUUAUUGUAUGCUAACAAUUUUACUAAGGCCGUAUUCCAAUAUUCACUGCACAGUACACGAAAUGUCUUGCCAUAUAAAGUUAGCUGCGUUUCGAUUUCUGUAUAAAAUGCGUUACAUGUACUAUACAAAUUUUAGAACGCAGUUAACUUUAUAUAGCCAGAUAUUUUGUCCGCCUGUACAUUAAAAUACAUUUUUUUAAUUUUUCAGUAUAACAUAUUAAAAAAUUUGUGCAUAUCAGAACGUAACUUUCCUUAUUUUUCUUGUUGUUAAGAAGUUAAAAUGUUCGGCUCAAAAGUUUUUUUGUGCAUUUCAACGCUCAAUUCUCCCACAUAUACAAAUGCCUUUAUUCUAAUAAAAAUAAGUUCGCUUUUUUCAAAACUGAUUUCAUCAUUAUACAACAGGUAUGUAUUUAUCGGUAUUGAAGAAGUAAGAAUGACUGCUACAGAAAAAAGCCCUGUGAUGUUGUACCGACAAUUUCAAUUUACUUGGUGCAUCUAUAUAAGCUUAGUUCUAUUACUCUGUGUUUCUGUACAUACCCAAGAAUUUAAUGGCACUAGUAGUCAAAUAUCACCAGUUUAUGUCAUUGCUUCAAAAGCCGAUUUUUUGAACUCAACAACUUGUGGAAAAGAAUUACAGAGCUUUCGAGACGCUGUUAAUCAUCGAAUACUGUGGAGCUUAAAAAUCUUAGAUUCCAGUGGUGGACUUAAACCAGGUUUUCUUUACGGGAAUAAUUAUUGGUUAGGCAGUCGUAGUCAGUGUCUCGAUACGAUGAAUAGAAGUCCAUUAAUCUCAUCACAGAAAAUAUUAAAUAAUACGCAGUAUCGCGAUCCGCAACAAGAAUUUCCGCCUUUCGAAAUAAAUUACUUUGUUGCUCACUUUAAAUACAAUAGUACUUUUCAAUAUCAUGUAAAUUUAUUUCACAAGGAUGUGAUAACGCUAGGACUCUGUCUGCCAGCAUCGUGUUCUAUAAAUCAUCUAAGUUUUAUUUUGAAAAGAAUAUUACAUGAUAAAAAUAUUUUAACAAGCAAUCUUUACUUUGCGGACCUUUAUCUGAUCCAAGUUAAAAAUCUAAAAAACAAUAACAAGGGGCUAUCCGGGGGUGCAUUACUUUUUAUCUGUGUAUCUUUAGGACUUUGUUUUAUGACAACAAUCGGAACAAUAUAUGAUAUAUUCGUGCAUAAAAAAAAUAUUCAAAAAAAUAAGAAAAUUGACAGUAUCAAAGACGCGUCUAAAGAAAGGGAAACAAAAUUAAAUUCGUCUUCGCAUUGGAAAAGAGUAAUUGAAAAAAUAAUAAUAUGUUUCUCCGCUUACACAAAUACGAGAAAAAUAUUUAGUACAAAAUUAGAUGCUGAAACAAUACCGGUCAUUCAUGGCUUAAAAUUUCUAAAUAUGUGUAUGAUAAUUAUAGGUCACAGCAUAUAUUUUACAUUGGAUUCUGUCGAUAAUAAGAUAAUAUUGUGGAGAUUUAUUGAGAAUCUGUCUUAUUUAUUUGACGUAUUUAUUGGAUUUAUAUCAGUCGAUAUUUACUUUUUUUCAAGUGGAUUUUUAGUGACUUAUUUGUAUUUGAGAGAUAAAAUACUGACUGAACAGAUUCGAUGCAAAGAGAAAUUAACUGAAUUCUUUAUACAUAUAAUAAAAAGAUUUAUUCGGUUGACACCGGCAUAUAUGAUGGUGUUAGGAAUAUUACAAUUAAGCUCCGCUUGGUUUGACAAAGUAUCGCAAAUUUAUAUGUACGAGAGAUCGCAUGAAAUUUGUGCGAAGUAUUGGUGGAGAAAUCUAUUGUACAUAAAUAAUUUCUUUGGUAUCGACGCAAUGUGCAUGAGUUGGAGCUGGUAUCUAGCUGAUGAAAUGCAAUUUUAUAUUAUCACUGUGGCAAUAUUAAUUUUAUCGACUAUGUACUUUUACGCUGCUGUUAUGAUAUUGGGUGCACUUUUAAUAAGCUCCAGUAUUCUAAGCGGUUAUAUUUCAUACAUAUAUACAUAUGUACCAACAUAUGAUGAACUAUAUAGACUCCGAGAUAUUUUAUACAUCCCACCAUGGACGAGAAUAAAUUCAUACAUUAUUGGAAUAAUUGCAGGUUAUAUUUUAUUAAAAUUAAAUAAUAAUUUGCUUUUGAAAAGAAAAACUGCAAUCCUGUGUUGGUGCAUCUUUUGUCUUGCUAGCGCUUGUAACAUCUUCGUGUUAUUUAACAAGCGAUUCGAAUCCAUUUUAGCUACUGCUAUUUAUAUUGCUUUUCAUAAAAUACUUUGGGCUAUAGGUAUAGCAUGGAUUGUAAUAGCAUGUUCUACUAAACAUGGAGGUAUUAUUAAUAAGUUCCUAUCGCUUAAAAUCUGGAUCCCUUUUAGCAGACUUACAUAUUGCGCUUAUCUUUUAAAUCCCGUCGUCAUACGGUCGAUUAAUUAUUACAGUGAAACACCAAUUCAUUUUGAAUUUCUGUCUUUUAUUAUCCGGAGUGUGGGAAACAUUACGAUCAGUUACCUUUGUGCCUACAUACUAUCUUUGGUGGUAGAAAUGCCUAGUAUUUUGUUAACGCGAACAUUUAUGUAAUAUCAUAAUAGGUUACAUAGAAUAGUAAUAGAACACAUACAUUUAUAAAACACGUUUAAAUAAACAUAAAUAAAUGUUUGGAAUAUA
Monomorium pharaonis (pharaoh ant) is the source of this 2717-nucleotide messenger RNA. RefSeq names its product nose resistant to fluoxetine protein 6. The record is from RefSeq and is a predicted model, not a curated record. The coding region runs from base 363 to 2630 and encodes 755 amino acids. Gene Ontology annotation, molecular function: acyltransferase activity, transferring groups other than amino-acyl groups. The transcript has 13 exons. Lineage: Eukaryota; Metazoa; Arthropoda; Insecta; Hymenoptera; Formicidae.